CGAAGUAAUCAGUUGAUAAUUAAAAUAAAUAAAUAAAUAAAUAAAUAAAUAAAUAAAUGUUUAGACCCUUUAGUAAAUCUGUUACACAUGCAACUAAGCAAAACGGCCAGAAAGCAUUAAGCAGAACUACACUAGCCCUACUGGGGUCGGCAAUCAAAGAAAAGCAGAGAAUCUCUGUUUUGAUAAUAUCUUUAUUUCUUAUCUAAGUAUUAUAAGGCAAUUAUUUAGUUAAUUUAAGUUAAAGUUAAGUUAAAUGUUAGACUAACUUAUUUGCAUUGCAGAUCAUAGGAGAUAUAGGAGUUAGAUCAUUUGUCUCAGCUUACAAAUACGAGCUGGCUGCUCCAGCCUACUGCAAUUUUUUUUUUGUCUCUAAACCGGGCAAAAAUCCAUAACAGAAUUAAGACCUGAAGCCCUGCCAUAUUUUGUAAAACCCCAGUGAGAUUAAGCGGAGGUAAUGAACAAAAGACAAAGUUGACGUGUCUCAACUUUGUCCAUUGACCUUCUCCCCAUUUGCAUUCAUUCUUCCACACCAGACAUCCUCCUGCCCUGCUCACUGGCUGGUGAAUGUGCCAUUUCCAUUCAUGAACACUCUAAGAAUGGUGCAGAAACAUUUUAAGAGAACGGCCAGAAAACAAGGUGAUCACAGACAUACAUCUACAGUUCAACUGUGACAAUGCUGAGACCUUGAACGCAGCUCUAAUAGUUGGCCAUGUAUGAUCAUAGAUUUCACAGAAGGCACAUAACUUGAUUUUAUUAAUCGCAUUGCUUUUUUUCCCCAGUGGUUAUGAAACAACUUGCAUAUUAUUCUGUGGAUUGCAUAACUCAAUAAAAUUUGAUAUAAGCAAUGAGUAUGAUUUCAUGUAAUAUUGGCACAAAGACAGACAUUCAGUACACAAUCAUGUGGUAAUCACUAUUAUUGUUUAAGUCAUCCCUUAUUGAUCUUGAAAGCUUUACUGAGAGCAGCAUACAAUAAGUAGUCUGUAUUUUGUCCAUUAUAUAAUGGGCUAAAACAUUUUAGAUCCACCCAGUACCACAGCCUGCUUGAGUGUCUGUGUGUGAGUCACGUGAUGCACUAGUUGCUAAGAUAUAAGCCCCACCCUUUUCAUGACAGCAUUAAAAGCCCCCAGAGUGACGUUUCCUCUUACACACAAUGCCACCAGCUCCCAACAAAACAGAAUGACUUCUCUGGAUAUGAUGAACAAAAACAAGAUCAACAGGGAAACAAUGGACAGAAAAUCUGAAAGCGUAAUAUCUAUUAUGAAAGAUGACAGCCCUCGUUCUUUGGGUUUCUGUGGCUGGAUUUUAAUCUUCAUCUCUAUCAUUUUCACCAUAGCACUGUUUCCGAUCACCAUAUUCAUGUGCAUCAAGCUUGUCCAGGAGUAUGAGAGAGCUGUGAUCUUUCGUUUGGGUCGCAUCAUUGACAGGAAACCAAAAGGACCAGGAAUGUUUUUCGUGUUGCCAUGUGUUGAUACUUUUACAAAGGUGGACUUGAGAUCUAAGACAUUUGAAAUUCCACCUCAAGAGAUUCUGACGAAGGAUUCCGUGACAGUGUCUGUAGACGGUGUGGUUUACUUCCGGGUCAAUGACCCCAUCUUGUCUGUAGCUAAUGUGAGAAAUGCUGAUGAGGCAACCCGCCUGCUGGCCCAGACCACACUGAGGAACGUCCUGGGCACUAAAAACCUGUCAGAAGUGCUAUCAGACAGAGAGGGCAUCUCCCAUAGCAUGCAGUUUGCCCUAGAUGAAGCUACACAUCCAUGGGGUAUCAAGGUGGAGCGAGUGGAGAUUAAAGACGUUAAACUACCUCUUCAGCUCCAGAGAGCCAUGGCAGCUGAGGCUGAAGCCUCCAGAGAGGCUCGUGCAAAGGUGAUAGCAGCAGAGGGAGAGAUGAAUGCAUCACGGGCCUUAAAGGAGGCCUCUCUGGUUAUUGCUGAGUCACCUUCAGCUCUGCAGCUUCGCUACCUCCAAACACUCAACACCAUCUCAGCCGAGAGGAACUCCACCAUCAUCUUCCCCCUGCCCAUUGACCUCUUGCAGCACUUUGUAUCGCAUAAAUAAUGUUAAAUUAUAAGUCUGCAGUGACAAGUUGGACAUGUCUUAUUGUUUAAAUCAAACCUAUAAUCACUUCUGAAUAUAUUUAAGGUCAACUUUCUCUUACAUAGUCCUUUCUUCAUAGCUCUUAAAACAGCAUUAUGUUACUAAGUUUUCCUCAUUAUUAGUUUUAUGUUUUAUGUUUUACUGUAGUGUAUUUUCAUAAGAUUAUUCAAAUGAGUAUGUUCAAGUAAUUCUCAUUUGGAUGCCACUACCUAAACUAUGAGAAAUAGUAUGAAAAAUAUUACUAUUAAUAAUGAACAUGUAUUAUAUAAUAAAUAAUUAUUUAAAUGUUAUUUAUGUAGCAUUUUUAAAAUAGUCUACAAAGCAUUUUACAGAGAAAAUAUGCUAGAUUUAAAUGCAAAGAGAAAAUGAAUGAGAUAAAAAUGAUUAAAUGCAAAGUGUAAAAAGAGUUAGGAAACAAAAUACAAAGAGAGAAAAACACUAAAAAGCAUAUCUUUGUUUUAUAAUGAUGUAUUAACUUAAUAUGUAACAUGACAUAAGAUUUGGCAUAAAUAAAUUGUAUCAAAUGACUAUUCAGUCUUUUCUUCAUCCCUUUCUGUUGAGAUGCUGUAUUCAUGCUAAGUGUCAUAUUACUUGAUUAUAUACAAAACAUUUACAUAUAUAAGCAAUAUCACACAAAUAUCUGGAUUUCUGUAAAGCUGCUU
Molecule: messenger RNA, 2756 nt
Organism: Pangasianodon hypophthalmus (striped catfish)
Lineage: Eukaryota; Metazoa; Chordata; Actinopteri; Siluriformes; Pangasiidae
Gene: stoml3a
Product: stomatin (EPB72)-like 3a
Exons: 7
Coding region: 1105-2055 (316 amino acids)
Cellular component (GO): plasma membrane
Source: RefSeq, a predicted model, not a curated record